AUGUUGCUGGAUUGGGCGGGCUGGCUGAUUGCUCCCACUAUCGCCAGCCCUGCUGGUGUGGUUGAGCGACAGCACUCUGCCUACGAUACGCCCACACCAUGGCAAUAUGGAAGUGCGGCCUGGCCUGGAGCAUUUUUGGUACCACGCAGCGGUCAGCAUGUGCGGAGCCUGCCCGUCGAGGCGUAUAGCAGUGUGGCGCUGGCGCUGGCGCUGGCGUCUGGUCCUUUUUACGCCAAACGCUGGCCGCGGUCGCUGGCCGGCAGAGAUGAUUCAGCGGGCGAGGGAAGCAGCGGAAUGUGGAGUAGAUGUGCGGCCACGAGGCAUGACUUCAUCCAGCGCUGCAUGGGCAGGGCAUGUGGUGGAUCAGCAAACUCAGUGACGAGCGAGGAGGGGGUUUCCGCUCGCUACCGGCGCCGAAAGCUGCAGCGCUGCUGGCUAGUUAUUGAUUGA
Molecule: messenger RNA, 450 nt
Organism: Bipolaris zeicola 26-R-13
Lineage: Eukaryota; Fungi; Ascomycota; Dothideomycetes; Pleosporales; Pleosporaceae
Exons: 2
Coding region: 1-450 (149 amino acids)
Source: RefSeq, a predicted model, not a curated record